AAUUUGAGUAGAUUUAUUUAUUAAUUAUUAGUCCAUAUUAUUUAUUAAUACAAGUCUGAAUUGUUAAAGACGAUGAUGCAUUAGCAUUUCCUUAACAGUUUGAAUUUUAGAGAGAGAAGUAGAAGCAGAGAAGGAAAGGGGAAAGGGAUGCUGUGCAGAAUGAUAUCGAGGAAGACGAAGCAAGGCAAAAUUCCGGUUUAUCUUAAUGUUUACGAUCUAACUCCUAUCAAUGGCUACGCUUACUGGUUUGGUCUCGGCGUUUACCAUUCCGGCGUACAAGUGAAUGGAGUUGAAUACGCCUUUGGUGCUCAUGAACGUCCUACAACUGGAAUAUUUGAAGUAGAACCAAAGAAAUGCCCUGGUUUUACAUUCAGAAAGUCGAUUUUGAUUGGAAAGACAGACAUGGAUCCUAAAGAGGUGCGUUCACUAAUGGAGAAACUUGCAGAUGAGUAUUCAGGAAACACCUAUCAUCUUAUCACCAAGAAUUGUAACCACUUCUGCAAUGAUGCAUGUCUCCGGUUGACAGAAAGACCAAUUCCUAAUUGGGUUAAUCGACUUGCUCGUCUAGGUUUCUUUUGCAAUUGUGUUCUUCCUGCUGGUUUGAAUGAGACUAAGGUGCGGCAAGUCAGAUCAGAAGACAAGGCGUUGGAAAAGAAGAAGUUGAGGAGCCAUUCGACGCGUUUCAUAUCUUUGCCUAGUCCUGGAGCUUCACUGUCACAUUCUCCUUCUGCUUCAACAACAUCUACAAGAGGUACCAAACAAAGAUCUGAUACUCGUACUUCUUCUCUAAAGAACUAGAGGCAAUCUGAUUGCCGUCUUAAGAAAAUCAUUUGUAUACUCUAUUUUUUUUUUCUUGGAGAAAAACAAAAAUGAAAAUUUCCCCUACACAUAGAAAAAGGCCAAUAUGUUUCCUCCUUUGAACUCACUAAAAUGUUGGUCAUGUUUCCCAGAAUAUCCAACUUAUUCUUGUAAGUUAAAAAAAAAAGGAGUUCAUUCUAAAAGGGAAGAUUUGAUUUGUUUUAAACUCAAAAGGGAAUGUUAGAUCUCUUUGUAUGUUCACAAAGAAGUUUAUUAUCCCCCAGAGUCAUAAGUUUGAAGAGAGAUUUGGUAAUUUUUUAUUUGAUUUUAUUUUUCUAUA
This is a messenger RNA of Impatiens glandulifera, 1138 nucleotides long. Its product is annotated as deSI-like protein At4g17486. Gene Ontology annotation, molecular function: deubiquitinase activity. The record is from RefSeq and is a predicted model, not a curated record. NCBI's taxonomy places the organism in Eukaryota, Viridiplantae, Streptophyta, Magnoliopsida, Ericales, Balsaminaceae. Gene Ontology annotation, biological process: protein deubiquitination. The transcript is spliced from 3 exons. The coding region runs from base 148 to 798 and encodes 216 amino acids.